UGAUUUCUUGUUUAGUUUAUUGUACGCUGUCGUCGAAUCUACACACAUUUUUUUGGAAAAGUCGUACAAUUUUCCAAAAUCUAUAUUUUCCAACCAAGUAUGGCUGGUUUAGAAAAUUUAAGUGAGCGAGACAGAGCAGUUUUGAGAAGUAUUUUUGAUCCUACAGCGACGAUCGGUGAUGUGGUAGAUGAUGGUGACAACUUUCCUGAAGACGAACAAUCAAAGGAAUCUGACGAAGAGUCCAUCAGGCUAUCAUCAGAGGGCGUUGGCUUAGCAGAGGCUGGUAGACUGGAGGAAGCGCUCGAAACCCUGACAAAGGGCAUCCAGGUGGCUCCCGACAGAGCAGCCGGUUACAACGACCGCGCGCAGGUGUUCAGACUUAUGGAGAAGGAUGAUGAGGCUAUGUCGGACAUCGACCGGGCAUUGCAUCUGACGGAAGGCAAGCGUAGCCGCGCCCGCGCGCUAGCUCUGUGCCAGCGCGGGGUGUUGCUGAGGAAGCGAGGCGCAGACGCCGAUGCGCGCGCAGCGUUUACUGAAGCCGCCAAGCUUGGCAGCGGAUUUGCUAAGAAACAGGUAGUGGAGCUGAACCCUUAUGCUGCACUUUGCAACCAAAUGCUGAGCCAAGUCAUGCGUGGGGAGGACAUCAAACUAUGACAAGCUAAAGUUUGGUUGUACCAGUCACUUUUGACUUUAACUUUAGCUUGCGCACAAAAACGUAAAGUACGUCGUUUAGUUUCGCGGCGCACAGAUUAAAGUUAACGUCAAAGUUGUCUGGUGCGACCCACCAUAAAAUAUCAUGAUCACUUUUUA
Molecule: messenger RNA, 810 nt
Organism: Plodia interpunctella (Indianmeal moth)
Lineage: Eukaryota; Metazoa; Arthropoda; Insecta; Lepidoptera; Pyralidae
Exons: 4
Coding region: 100-654 (184 amino acids)
Biological process (GO): cilium assembly
Molecular function (GO): protein binding
Source: RefSeq, a predicted model, not a curated record